This is a messenger RNA of Cladocopium goreaui, 1810 nucleotides long. NCBI's taxonomy places the organism in Eukaryota, Dinophyceae, Suessiales, Symbiodiniaceae. The record is from the annotation of a GenBank genome assembly.
UGUCGUUUCAAUCGGCCCAAGAACCAAUGAACGCGGUGCUGCUGAACCUGGAGGAUUGGAACAAUUGGAACAAUCCGAAAACAGAUGUUAACCUGGAUCGCUAACAGAUGUUCCAAUCUGUUGAGAAAUGGAUGGCUUCGCUUCAAUGGCUUCAGUUUGGAAUGAUUGGAUCCGGUACAAAGGUCCCUGGCUCCUGACCUUGCGACUGCUGAAUGCCGUGCUCAUUCGAACAUCGUUCAAUCCUGAUGAGUACUGGCAAGGCCCAGAGGUUGCGCAUGCCUGGUGCUAUGGUGGUCACCUCACCUGGGAAUGGGAGACCUGCAUCGCACUUCGCGGCGUUCUGCACCCAGGGCUUUUCGCUUUGCUGCUGGCCUUGCUGCCGGAGUGGCCCGUCCUCGUGGCCUAUGCGCCCCGAUUGCUGCAGGGCGCGUUCGCCUCACUGGCAGAUUGGGCUGUCUACAGGAGUGCAGACAGGCUGGGCAGUCCGUUGACCUGCUGGGCGUUGAGUGUGCAGCUCACUGGCUGGUUCCAGCUUUAUGCUCUACCAAGGACUUUCUCCAGCUCUCUCGAAGCCGUGCUGGCUGCCUGGAUCGUCGAGCGCUCGAUUAGCUCCACCAGCUCCAGCGUCGCCAAAUGGCAAACUCGGCAAACUCGAUGGCUCCUGCUUCUUGGCUCAUUGCAAGUGGCGCUCCGACCUACUGCAGCAGGUUUUUGGCUUUCCUGGGCCAUCUACAAGAUGUAUGUGCUACUCCAAUGUGGAGAUCUACAUGGAGUGUUUUCUGGGCUUCUUGCUCCAGGAUUGCUGAUCUCGGGUGUAGUUCUGUCCUUUUCCACUUUACUGGACUGCUUGUACUAUGGGCGAUUCACCCUCGUGCCUCUGAACUUUCUACGUUUCAACCUUCUGGCAGAUGGCAGUGCUUUGUAUGGUAGCCACCCUUGGCAUUGGUAUUUCACAGAGGGCCUGGCUGUAACGCUUGGGACUUUUCUGCCUUUUUGCUGCAUAGGCUUGAGAGCAGUUGGCAGCGGCCAUCCUCUACGACCUCUUGUUUUUUCAGCCUUUGCCAGCAUUCUGCUGAUAUCUUUGGCAUCUCACAAGGAGUAUCGCUUCCUGUUGCCUUUCUUUCCCUUGUUCUCGUUGCUUGCAGGAUUAGGCCUUCAAAGAGCCAGCGCUUGGCUGCAGGCAAAGUCCGCGGCACGUGCGCGGUUCUACCUUCUUGCUGUGGUAUUCGUCCCGCAGGUGUUUGCGGCGAUUUUUUUCUGUGUGGUGCAUCAACGAGGAGCUGAAGCAGUCAUGACUCAUUUGAGGAACUAUCCUGCACGGGGUGGCAUUUUCUUCCUCACAGCUUGCCAUGCUACGCCCUUUCACAGCUUCUUGCACGGUCAAGAGGAGCUUGGAUAUCUUGAUUGUUCUCCCGGGCGAAACAGCCCUCAGAAGCGUUUCUUCGAGCAACCGAUGCCCGUGUUGAGGGAGCUCUUCCCAGAGGCACAGCACAACGCAACUGAAGAGGGUCCUCCAAAAGGAGCUGCACUGAAGCCCUGCUUGGACUACAGAUAUGAGAAAAGCUGGCCGCUUCCACAGGUCUUUGUUCUUUGGGGCUCCCUGCUGAGACGUGAGCCUCGAAUGCAGCCGUGGCUGGAGACCAAUGGCUAUCACCUGGAGCUUGAAAUUGAGGAUGGCAUAUGGUCUGAGGGUCCUUAUGACAUUGAGCUAUGGCCGAGCUUCAGCAUUUUCAGAAAAAGGUGCAAUUCUGUGAAGCCUAGGGCGUGCAGCGGCGUGCAGCGGCGUGCAGCGGCGUGCGUGCAGUCAUGA